AUGUCGACCCCAGGAGCCGGUCAUGAAUUCCCUCGCCAGGAGGUGUCUUGGCAGAAGCGCGACGUCCUGCUUUUUGCAAACAGUCUCGGUUGCAAAGCCGAUGAACUACACUUUCUCUACGAGCUUCAUCCAAACUUCGCGGUCUUUCCCACAUAUCCUGUUAUCCUUCCGUUCAAACUUACAGAUCAAGAAGUGACGGACUUUUAUGCACGCUCCGGAGGUUCUCCUAUUCCUGGUGUCCCUAAAUUUGACUAUCGCCGCGUUGUUGACGGCCAGCGCAAGCUCACUAUCCUCAAGCCCCUCCCUCCCACCAGUGCGGGUAAGGAAUUCGAGCUGCGCAACAAGGUCAUUGGAGUCUACGAUAAGGGCAAGCCCGGUACCGUGGUUGAGACGGAGCAGACUAUAGUUGAAAAGGGCACGGGUGAGGUCUACUCUAGGACUGAGAGCAGCGGUUUCUUCGUGGGUCAGGGCCCCAGCAACGUAAACUAUGCGCCGCCAGAAAACCGAAAGCCAGAUGCUGUCCAUAUAGUUCAAACAACUACGGAGACAGCUCAUCUUUAUCGGCUCAAUGGGGACUACAACCCUCUCCAUGCUACUCCUGAACCGGGUGAGAAGAUGGGCUUCGGGGGUACCAUUAUCCAUGGGCUCUUCAGUUGGAACUCUGCCGCCCACGGUGUUCUGAGAGAGCUUGGCGGUAGUGACCCGAAGAACCUCAAAGAAAUCCAAGCGCGGUUUGCUUCACCGGUCAGACCCGGUGACAAGCUGAUCACUGAGAUGUGGAGGAUUGGCAACGUUCAAGACGGCUACGAAGAGAUCAGGUUCAUAACUAAGAAUGAUAAGGGCAAGGCGGUUCUGAGCAAUGGUCGCUGUCUGAUGAAGGUAUUAAUUGAUCGAGGUGCUAGCACAUCGCAUUGCGUGUCAUCAUUUACCCGGAGAUAUGGAUUGCCUAAUCAGGCAUCAUCCGGUCUUGCUCGCUACCCUGCGCUACUGCGUGCAAAUUCAUCUGUUGCAAAACAGGCGCGGGGCUCUCGCUCUGCAAGUGAGAGCGAAAAUCCCUGGCCAGCGCACUUGGAGAACUCCAAGUGGCAGUCACUGACACUAGGCCAUGCGGGUCAUUAUGGGCGUUUGGAUAACUGCCAAUGCUCCAAGUGCAUCCAUCCUGAUACAAGACAACGGAUUGUUGAUACUUUCGCGAUACCUGAGGAUAUCAGCAUCAAGAAUCUCGUUUACGGGUCGGAAGGUUUGGAAAUAGAAUGGUCGGACGGACACCAUGCCUACUAUCCAUUCCCUUGGCUCAGGAGCCAUACCAACCAUAAAUUCAACAGCCCUAAGAAGAAAUUGAAGCUUAUCUUCAGAGAGACCAAAUCGUAUAUCCCCGGCAGAGUCAACACAUUUCCAACCUUCUCCUAUGCCGAGAUUAUGGCUGAUGACGGGGCUCUGCUUAAUUGGCUUGAAGCUAUAUACGACUGGGGAUUUUCCUUUGUCCAAGGAGUUCCUGUCAACCCGGAAUCAACCGAGAGCCUUAUCAAAAGGAUUGCUUUCAUUAGAAACACGCAUUACGGUGGAUUCUGGGAUUUCACGGCCGACUUGACCUACAAGGAUACCGCCUAUACCACAGAAUUUCUCGGUGCGCAUACAGACAAUACGUAUUUUACCGACCCUGCCAGACUUCAGCUCUUCCACCUGCUAUCCCAUACCGAUGGUGAUGGCGGGGCUAGCCUACUUGUAGAUGGAUUCCGGGCUGCUUCCGUUUUGCGUGACGAGCACCCGCAGGAUCUCCAAGCAUUAAUGUCAACGCGCCAACCUUACCACUCGAGUGGCAACGAGGAGACAUGUAUACAACCUGCGGAGCAAGCCCCGGUCCUUAAGCAUCACCCUGAGCUAAAACGGCUGUAUCAGGUUCGCUGGAACAACUAUGACCGGGCAGCCAAGAGUGACUGGAAUUACGGACAACAGACUGCAUGGUACACUGCGGCACGACACUGGAACGAAAUCAUUCGUCGUAAGGACAUGGAAAUCUGGACACAGCUUGAACCGGGGACGGCUCUCAUUUUCGACAAUUGGAGAAUGCUUCACGGUCGCUCGGAAUUCACAGGAAAGCGCAGGAUGUGCGGGGGCUAUGUCAACAAUGAUGACUUCAUUUCACGGUAUCGUCUUCUCAAGUUCGGCCGCGAAGAGGUCCUGAAAAACAUCGGCAAUGCUCGGUUGCACGCGGAAAACCCGCAUUAUUACCUUUAG
This is a messenger RNA of Aspergillus ibericus CBS 121593, 2238 nucleotides long. Its product is annotated as putative trimethyllysine dioxygenase TmlH. The transcript has 15 exons. The record is from RefSeq and is a predicted model, not a curated record. Lineage: Eukaryota; Fungi; Ascomycota; Eurotiomycetes; Eurotiales; Aspergillaceae. Gene Ontology annotation, biological process: carnitine biosynthetic process. Gene Ontology annotation, cellular component: peroxisome. Bases 1 to 2238 code for a protein of 745 amino acids. Gene Ontology annotation, molecular function: trimethyllysine dioxygenase activity; iron ion binding.